This is a messenger RNA of Clunio marinus, 1436 nucleotides long. The record is from the annotation of a GenBank genome assembly. Lineage: Eukaryota; Metazoa; Arthropoda; Insecta; Diptera; Chironomidae.
AACCCUCAUUGUUAUGUUUUCAAAAAACACACCAAUUUUUUGUUUUUAAUUCGCAAUCAUGCUCUCAAAUUAUAUUGUUGGAAAUCAAAAGUUUGUGCUUUUCAUAGACGAAGUCGGAUUAGAAAAAAGGUCUAAUAAUAUAAUUGAGCAGCUACUAAAGGAGCAGAACGUCGUCUACGAAAAACAAGAUAUUCACAAUGUUGAAUUAUCACGGAAAAUUAAUUCUAAAACUGCUAUAAUAAUUGAGCCGAUUUCUAAGUUAGAAUUAGAAUACGAAGAAUCUUCAUUAAUGCUGUUACUCCAGGAAUUAAAACUAAACAAAAAUAUCAGUCAGUUAUUUGCUUGGGUCACUACCAAAAAUAUAAGAAGCCAAAUUUUAAUUCCAUUUCUUGAGUAUUUAAGUGACAGUACUGUAUAUGUGACAUCUGAAUCAUAUCUCUCAAUAUUAACAAAGAGACAAUUUGCCAACGCUUUAUCAAAAGUAUAUCAACAUGAUUUAUUGAAGGGAAAGACAGCGAUUCAUGAGAAAAAAAUUUCACGAAUAAAUCCAGCAGAAGUGGAAGAAUUUGAGGAAAAUCAGAAAUUAAGUGAGACUUUUAAAAUAGGAGAUUUUACUGCUCAUGAAUUAGAAGCAAAAAAGAAUCUUAAACUUCCUUUUGAAUUGAUUAAUUUACCUGCUCAAAACAAAUCAAAAGAUGAUAAUAAAGGCGAUGGAAAGAUUGUAUACACUCCAGACGAUCUCGACGAUUUUGACGAAGAAGAAGAUCCAGAUGAUGAUUUGAUUAUGUAGUCAUAUUUUAAUGCAUCUUUUCAAUAAAAAAUCAACUAUAAUUAAACAAUUGAUUUAUCUACAUUACAAAAGCAACAAAUAACAUUAUGAAAGGAAAGGUAAAAAAUAUUCACAUGUAAAGGUGCUACGAUGAUCCAUCAACAUUUACAGCAUCAUUCGAAAGCUUACUUUUUGGAUCAGGCGAAAAAGUGCUCCAUUUAGUCUUUUUACAUUCUAAAAGUUUUUGAAAAGGUUUUCCGUUCCAAUCACCAUUACUAGCAGCUAAAUAGCCUAUUACAAUAUCCCGAAUAUUUCUCUUAUUGAAAAAUACGCAAGUAUUUUCAAUUGAGAAGAAGUUAACAACAUCCUUAUCUAUAAUAUUAUGACUAAGAUUGUUUUCUUUGGAUGAAGAAUUCAGAUUUGGCACAACUAAAAAUUUUGUGACAGCAAUAAGAGUUUUGUUAUAAAGAAUUUUAACCGUCCAUACGCCACUCUGAAGUUCAUUAAACAAAUUUGAUUUACUAAAAUAAAUGGCCGUGAUUGUGAUAUCUUCAAUAACAAGACUUGUAACGUCGCGGAUUUUUUCACUAGAAUCAAUCCAAACAAUAGUUAGAUUCACUUUUGUAAUCUUACUCUGAAAAUAUCCAGAGAAUUUCGUAAUUAGAAC